This is a messenger RNA of Talpa occidentalis (Iberian mole), 2126 nucleotides long. It is a transcript of the gene SPATA7, whose product is annotated as spermatogenesis associated 7. Gene Ontology annotation, cellular component: ciliary basal body; rod photoreceptor outer segment; axoneme. NCBI's taxonomy places the organism in Eukaryota, Metazoa, Chordata, Mammalia, Eulipotyphla, Talpidae. Bases 197 to 1996 code for a protein of 599 amino acids. The record is from RefSeq and is a predicted model, not a curated record. The transcript is spliced from 13 exons. Gene Ontology annotation, biological process: protein localization to photoreceptor outer segment; photoreceptor cell maintenance; protein localization to photoreceptor connecting cilium.
GCCUAGCGACAGUGCUCCGCCGCCGCCGCCCCCAGCCGGCUCCCUAGCCCAUCCUCUGCUGCAGGGGGCUGGUCCGGCCCCGGGAAGGACGGAGGGGGAUCCAGCGUCUCCCCGCGCGGCUGAGGGAGGCUCGAAGCAUGGAUGGCAGCCGGAGAGUGAAUAAGAAAUCAUAAAUUUCUGGUCAAGGUGACAGUAAAUGGCAGAACAGCCUUUGAAUCCAGUUAGAGCAACCUCUGUCCUUCCCAGAUAUGGUCCACCAUGCUUAUUUAAAGGACACUUGAGCACCAAAAGUAACGCUUUUUGCACUGACUCCUCCUCUCUCAGACUAAGUACUCUCCACCUGGUCAAGAAUCACAUGGCUAUUCACUAUAAUAAAAUCCUUUCAGCCAAAGCUGCAGUAGAUUGCUCCGUUCCAUUAAGCAUGAGUGCCAGCAUCAAAUAUGCAGACCAACAACGAAGAGAGAAACUGAAAAAGGAACUAGCACGAUGUGAAAAGGAGUUGAAAUUAACUAAAACUGCAGUGCAAACCAAUUCUAAAAAUAAUUCCAAGUCAUUAUUUACCACUUUUCAAAAGCCUUCAGGGGAGCCGCAAGAGGAAGAUGUGUUCAUUGAAGAAGUGAAUGGCUUUUCGUCCUUUACAAGGUCACCGGUAACUUCUUCAGAGAAACUACAUAUAAGUCUGCCUAAACCUGAUAAAGUGUUCACAAAUGAUACUGAGAAGAACUCCAGUUCCUUCCUGUCCAGCAUGGAUUGCACCAUCUCCGGGCCCAGGAAACCAUGUUCUGGACCCCUGUGUGGCAGAGCACCCCGGAGCACGUUCCCAAAUGCCCACCGGUUUCAGUUGGUUAUUUCAAAAACACCCAGCGGGGACCUUUUGGAUAAACAUUCUGAACUCUUUUCUAACAGACAUUUGCCAUUUACCCCACGUACUUUAAAAACAGAAGCAAAAUCUUUCCUGUCACAGUACCGAUACUAUACACCUGCCAAAAGGAAAAAGGACUUUACAGACCAGCGAGUAGAAGCCGAGACCCAGACGGAGCUAAGCAGCUUUAAAUCUGAUUUCGAUACACUUGAGAUUAAAAACUUCGCAGAUUCAGGAGCGAACAUAAAUCAGGUAUCUAGUUGCAUGAACUAUGAAAAAGAAAAAAUGACCCCUUUACCUGUACAGGGGCACAACUUACCAUGGGGUGAGGGUAAAGACGGAGCUCUUCAGCACUCCUCAAGGACAAUAUGUCAGUAUUCCUUGGAGCCUCCUACAGGGAGAAAAGUGUACUCUGAUGAUGAAGAAUUAUUGUAUCUGAGUUUCAUUGAAGAUAUAACAGAUGAAAUUUUGAAACUUGGUUUAUUUUCAAACAGGUUUUUAGAACAACUGUUUGAGCGACAUAUAAAACAAAAUAAACAUCAUUUGGAGGAGGGGAAAAUGCGCCAUCUGCUGCAUAUCCUAAAGUUGGAUUUAGGCUGCGUAUCCAAGGAAAACGCAGUAAAACUGGAUGAUGUCGAUAAUUUUAAUUUACUUGAUUUUGAAAAUACUGGGAAUUCUGAGCAAAAUGAAUGUAAAAAUGAACAAAAUGCAAUUCAACUAGAACGUCAAGAAUACAAAAAAGCGUUGGAUAUGUUAUUGUCUCUACCAAAGGAAGAGAAUGAGGUAUCUUCACCAAAUGAAUUCUACAUGCCCAUCUAUAAAUCAAAGUUUUCAGAUGAGGUUGAAAUUCAACAGGUGAAUGAUGAAACAAAUCAUGGACCUGCAAUUUGGGAUGAAAAAAGUCCAGACAACUUAACAGACAGCUUCACAGACCCAGAGACCGAUGUGAAUGUCAUUGAAGGCGAGAGUGACACUGAAAAGGUUGAGACAGCAAAUGAAUUGUGUUGUCUUAGCAUGGCCCUCGCCCAGACUGGUCAGUUGUGCGCUGUCGGUGGUGACGGAAAUCAUGACAUGGAACAACCAACUCUUAAAAUCACAGAAAUGAGCAUUGAGGACUGCCCUGUGGAUGUUUGACCUUCAUUAAUAAAUAUCCCAAAUGGCCAGUAAUUCAAUUUUAUUUUUCCUCUUUUUCUCUUUUUUAUAUUAAGAUUUAUGUUCUCCUUUUCUAUGCUGUAUAAUAAAUUGCCAUAACUAGCUGCUUAAA